Molecule: messenger RNA, 1256 nt
Organism: Panicum virgatum (switchgrass)
Lineage: Eukaryota; Viridiplantae; Streptophyta; Magnoliopsida; Poales; Poaceae
Product: haloacid dehalogenase-like hydrolase domain-containing protein 3
Exons: 6
Coding region: 161-1018 (285 amino acids)
Source: RefSeq, a predicted model, not a curated record
CCCCAGUUCCCCGACCCGCCCACACGCACGCCGCGCGCGCAGAGCUGGGGAACGGCACGGGGACGCCACCGCCGCCCGCGGCUGCCACCGGGCCCCGCCACCCGAGGCGCACGCCGCUCUCCUCCUCACCACCACCACCACCACCACCACCUCGCGAGCAAUGGCGGUGGCGCGGCUGCGCUCGGCGGCCGCCAGGCUCCGGCCGGCGCUCGCUGGCGCCAUCGGCGAGAGGCGGCGGCUAGGCACGGCGGCGGCCGCGGCGGAGGUGACCGCUGAUGCGGCGGCCGCCGUGGCCGCCGGGGUCGCGAGGUGGGAGCCCAUGGGCGCGCGGGAGUACUACGACUACCGGCGGGCCAUCUACGGCGACAUCACGCACAAGGCCAUCCUCGUCGACGCCGCCGGCACGCUCCUCGCCCCCACCGAGCCCAUGGCGCAGGUAUACAGAACGAUCGGCCAGAAGUAUGGAGUGGAAUACUCAGAGGAUGAAAUACUGAUGAGGUAUCGGCGGGCUUAUGCGCAACCAUGGGGUAGAUCCCGCCUGAGGUAUGUCAAUGAUGGAAGGCCCUUUUGGCAACACAUAGUCAGUUCCUCUACAGGCUGCUCAGAUCUGCAGUACUUUGAGGAAGUGUAUCAGUACUAUACGACUGAAAAGGCUUGGCAUCUCUGUGAUCCAGACGCAGGGCGCGUUUUCCAGGCAUUGAGAAGGGCUGGUGUAAAAACUGCUGUUGUGUCCAACUUUGACACUCGUCUUCGGCCACUUUUACAGGCCCUGAAAUGUGAUCAAUGGUUUGAUGCAGUUGCUGUAUCUGCUGAGGUUGCAGCAGAAAAGCCAAACCCAACAAUAUUCUUGAAGGCCUGCGAGCUGUUGGGCGUGAAACCUGAAGAAACUGUGCAUAUUGGGGAUGACCGUAGGAACGAUGUAUGGGGAGCUAGGGAUGCAGGCUGUGAUGCCUGGCUUUGGGGCAGUGAUGUUUACUCCUUCAAGGAGGUCGCAGAGAGGAUCGGGGUUGAGGUAUAACGACUUGACUGCAGAGUCAACUCAACAUGAGCUGCAAUACAAAGAAGAAAAUAGGCUGUGGUGUUGCCUCCUUGUACAUAGUGUCAAUUCUUGUUGCCCCGGCACCUUGUACAUACUUUCCAUUUUCCCAGGGAAUAACAGAGAGCAGUUUGUCCUGCGACAUGCCCCUUCCCGUAGCAACUGUUGAAUACUGUAUAUGUGCGUUUCACUGUCCAAUUGGCCGCCUGUUUAAUUUGCC